GAUUCUGACGUGAGUUGAUCCCACAGCAAACUUGGCCAACAAUGCUGACGACUUGGAUCACCAAGCGUCAUGUCCAUAUCAGGUGCUUUGCCACCUUUGUGCUGCUCUUCUUCAGACCUGCCAGAGGGAGAGAAGCACUGCAUGCGGACGACGAAUGCAGUAGCGAGGGCUGCGCCCUGAAUGCUUUGCAACGACAUAGUUUGGCGAGGCAGCAGAAUGUCACUGUAGAGCAUGUGCAGCACCCAGCGCUUUGCGAUGCGAACAUCGUGGCGGAGACCUGUGAAGGUAUCAACAAGCUCACCAGCAGCUACUUUGGUACCACUGCUGACGAGGACCUUGAGGUGGUGCACGCGGCUGAGAUUGCGGAGCAUAUCAUGGCCUCACCGCGUUCGGUGCGCGAAUUCCUGAGCCGCUUCCUGGGGCUGCAGAACCGGGAGGAUGACCAAAAGGCGCUGGCGAAAGAUGCAGUCGCAGUGAACUGUAUGGACCUUUGUGAGAAGCUGGUGGCCAGCAUCCCCAUGGCCGAGCGUCCUCCCAGCUCCGACGUCGCGUGUUACCGGCCCAGCGGCAAAGUGACCUGCGACAUCGAUGUCUCGGCCAAUGCUUUUGAUGGUAUUCAGCAGCUCGCCGGGAUUUGUUUCGGAAGCAGCUAG
Molecule: messenger RNA, 653 nt
Organism: Cladocopium goreaui
Lineage: Eukaryota; Dinophyceae; Suessiales; Symbiodiniaceae
Source: the annotation of a GenBank genome assembly